Messenger RNA from Laetiporus sulphureus 93-53, 258 nucleotides. Its product is annotated as cytochrome c oxidase subunit VIb. The transcript is spliced from 6 exons. Lineage: Eukaryota; Fungi; Basidiomycota; Agaricomycetes; Polyporales; Laetiporaceae. The coding region runs from base 1 to 258 and encodes 85 amino acids. The record is from RefSeq and is a predicted model, not a curated record. Gene Ontology annotation, cellular component: mitochondrion; respiratory chain complex IV.
AUGUCUGAGUCUGAUCUCUCGAGCAAAUACGUUCUUCAAACCGCUGGCUUCGACGCCCGGUUCCCUAACCAGAACCAGACCUGGCACUGCUUCCAGAACUACACGGACUACUUCAAGUGCAUCGCAGCCAAGGGCGAGGACUUUGCGCCUUGCAAGCAGUUCAAGCGGGCGUACAAUUCACUCUGCCCCAAUGAAUGGACUGCCAAGUGGGAUGAGCAGAGGGAGAAUGGCACGUUCCCCGCCUCGCUUGAGCCGUGA